Corylus avellana is the source of this 4424-nucleotide messenger RNA. It is a transcript of the gene PHO2, whose product is annotated as phosphate 2. Gene Ontology annotation, molecular function: ubiquitin conjugating enzyme activity. The record is from RefSeq and is a predicted model, not a curated record. NCBI's taxonomy places the organism in Eukaryota, Viridiplantae, Streptophyta, Magnoliopsida, Fagales, Betulaceae.
AUCUUCAACGCUUCAGAGCAACAAAACAGAGAGCGACAUAACCCGGAGAGAGAGAGAGAGACAGAGUGAGAGAGAGAGAGAGGAGGCAGAGCUCUAAUGGUUUGGAGGCUCGGGUAUGGCGUGAAGGACGGGUCUCAGAGAGGAACUUGGCCUCUCUGAAUUCCUAGCUCUUCCUUCUUUCACCAACAGUGAAUAGUUUUCAUGGCCGAGAAAGCAAGUUAGCGAGAAAGUGGUAGAAACUGAAGAAAAAUCAUAGGAGCGACUUUCUUUCAGUCAUUAAUGUUCUGGGUCGAGCUCCUUUGAUCAGCUUUUGGAGACUUUAUGCGGGUUUCUGGGUAUUGAUGACAGAAUUUUAGAGUUCCAAUGAUUAGCGGAGGUGGCGAAUGGUUCUGUGGGGAUGUUAAACUGGUUAGAGAAGCUCUCUUGCCUUUUGGCAGUGAAAACUGGUUAUGUUGAUAGUCCUCUCUGAGACAUCAUCCAAUUAGUUGCCAUAGAUCCAAUGUUGCUGCAGGUUCAAUUGUGAUGUAAGCUGCUUAGAGAUGCUUUCUUGAGUUUUGGCUAUGAAAAGUGAUUAUUGAGAUAGCUCUCUCAGAGACACACACAAUACGUGGCUGAGUAGGCUGUCAGUCAAGCUGCUAGAUAUGUCUAAACUGGUUGUUCUGUUGGGUGGCUUGAACUGACCUAAUUUUGACCUUGAAUUUCAGCUGGUAAUCGAACUCUUUACAUGAGGCAGAUCUCCUUUGGCAGCAGAUUCGUGUGACAGAAACUUUGGCUUGAUUGUGGGGCAAAUCUCCUUUGGCAAAAUUUUAGUUAAGUUUUCUUUGGUUGGGUGACUUCCCUUGGCUGUGAGUAUUUGCGGAGAGAAUUUUUGGCUGGGCAGUAAUCAUUUGUCAUCAAUCUACCUGGAACUCCGCCCUUGUAUAGGAAAGCCUCCUGCAAAUAUUGUUCUUAUUCUGAGGAUCUUUACUACUAUCUGUGUGGUAGAUCUUAUCUCACAGUUGCAGCUUGUUGGCUCUUCUGCAUUGAGGAAGUCUCCUUCAGAAGUUUCUUUUAGCGGGAACUUCAGUCCAUUCAUUGGGCAAAUCUCCUUUGGCAUUUGGGGUCGUAACUCGACUCCUGUUAUCCUCCCUUUUAGGGCAAAUCUCCUUUGGCAUCUGUCUCCAAUUUUAGCAUUGGAGACAUCGACACAUUAUCAAAUAUUUUCAUAGAUUGGAAUAUAUAUUAUCUUACAAUUUCUUAUCAUCCUUUUGGAAGCAACUACAUCAACAUAAGCUCAAAUUAGGAGUGACACGGGCGUCCGAUUCUCCAGUUUGUUGAAAAAGUGAAGAUUAGCUGAGGAAUUUUGGCAAACAGCACCUGAACAUAUAAUUCUGAUACCAUAUCUUUUUGCAGCAGAGGCAUCUGAAUGAUGGACACUUUCCUUAGCGACUCUGACUGGGAGAGUGCUAGUGAGAGUGGUAGCAGUGAGGAUCGAGAGGAAACUGAAUACUUGUAUGUUGGGCAGGCUAGGAGCAUUUUGUCAAGUCUCGAGGAGAGCAUUGGAAAAAUUGAUGAUUUUCUCUCAUUUGAGAGGGGAUUUGUACUUGGGGAUUUGGUGUGCUCCGAAACAGACACAGCUGGGCAGAUGGGAAGGGUCGUUGGCAUUGAUAUGUUGGUAGAUUUAGAAAGUGCUCAGGGAAAAAUAAUGAAAAAUGUAAAUUCCAAGAAACUUUUAAAGAUCCGCUCCAUCUCAGUUGGAGAUUAUGUGAUUUGUGGGCCUUGGCUUGGAAUGGUGGACAAAGUGGUUGACAAAGUCACUGUUGUCUUUGAUGAUGGAUCAAAGCGCGAAGUCACUGCCAUGGAUCAAGAGAAUCUAUUGCCAAUUUCUCCCAAUAUGCUGGAAGACUCACAGUACCCAUAUUAUCCAGGACAGAGAGUGCGGGUUAGGCUCUCAGAGGUUACUAAAUCAGCUAGACGAUUUUGUGGCACUUGGAGGCAAAAUCAAGAUGAAGGAACUGUUUGUGCUGUGGAAGCAGGUUUGGUGUCUGUGGAAUGGUUUGCAUCUGUUCCCGUGGGUUGUGAUUUGAGUCUGCCUAUACCACCACGUUUGCAGGAUUCAAGAAACUUGACUUUGUUGUCAUGUUUUUCACAUGCAAAUUGGCAGCUUGGUGACUGGUGUAUGCUUCCAAGUGCUGACAGCAAGGGUGUGAUGGAGCAGACUUUUCUUAAUGCAUCUACUGGAAAACUCAUUAAUGAGAACUUGACAAGAGGAUUUAAGAGAAGCCAUACUUCAAAUUUAGAGGAACUGUUUGUUAUUGUGAAGACAAAGACUAAAGUUGAUGUCAUGUGGCAGGAUGGCAGUUGCUCUUUUGGACUUGAUUCACAAAAUUUAUGCCCUGUGAGUGUUGUAAACAUUUAUGAAUUCUUGCCUGAACAGUUUGUGUUGGAAAAAGGAACUUGUGAUGAUCCACUCAUUUCUAGCAGCCAGAGAUGGGGUGUUGUGCGGUCUGUGGAUGCAAAGGAACGAACUGUAAAUGUACAGUGGACAACUCUUGCUAUGUCUGAAGCCAAUAAUUUGGAUGGAAGCAGCAUAGAGGAAACUUUGAGUGCAUAUGAAUUGGUUGAGCACCCUGAGUUUUCAUAUUGCUUGGGUGAUGUUGUGUUUAGGCUAGUUCAGAACCAGUUUGGUGAUCCAGCUAAUAAAGAUCAUGUAAACUCAGAAACUGGCAUGGGUGAGGAGGCCACUUUGAAAGGCGAGUACUGCACCAAGGAUCAGACUCAGUAUCCCAAUAACUCUUAUCUCUCAUGUAUUGGCAAUGUUACCGGCUUUGAAGAUGGUGCUGUGGAGGUGAGAUGGGCUACUGGUUUUGCAACCAAGGUUGCACCUUAUGAGAUAUUUCGGGUUGAUAAAUCUGAAGGUUCAAGUGCAACCCAUGUGCUCUUUGAAGAAAAUGUUGAGGAAACGAAUCAAGAGAUGAUUGAACAUGACAAACAAUCGUACAAUCAAAAAGGAAAGGAUUUGUUCGAUUCUGACCGUGCUGGUGAAAAUUGCAAAAAGCAUUCAUGGGAGUCUAGUUCCUUUUUUCUUCCACAAGCUGCGUUUGGAUUUUUAAUGAGCAUAGCCACAAACCUAUUUGGAUCUGUUGGUUCAACUUCACUUCCAUGCCCAGUUGUAUCUAGCCUUAUUUCUGAAGAUGGAGAUGAAGCUGGGAUUCUUCCUGAGGAAGAUGUAUUGGAAAGUUGUGAUCUGUUACAGACGUUUAGAAAGACAAGUUUAGAUCAUGAAGUGAAAGAGACCCUAGAUAAUGAAUCUAUUCCGUUUUCAGCAACCACUGAGAACUCUCAUCAGUUUAUGCAGUUUGAUAUGGUUGGUGAUUGCUCAGACCAUCACUUUCUUAAUGCUGGUAAAGGAUUGGCAUUGUCUCAGGCGAAAAGAAGUUGGUUUAAGAAGGUUCAGCAAGAAUGGAGCAUUCUAGAGAAAAAUCUUCCUGAAACAAUCUAUGUCCGUGUCUUUGACGAAAGGAUGGAUCUACUGCGGGCAGUUAUUGUUGGUGCACCUGGAACUCCAUAUCAUGAUGGGCUUUUCUUCUUCGAUAUCUUGCUUCCUCUGGAGUACCCAUAUGAACCACCUAUGGUGCACUACAAUUCUGGUGGGCUCCGUGUCAACCCUAACUUGUAUGAAUCUGGAAAGGUCUGUCUCAGUCUUCUCAAUACAUGGACGGGUACAGGCUCUGAAGUAUGGAAUCCAGAGAGCUCAACUAUUCUUCAGGUUCUUCUCUCCCUCCAGGCCCUUGUGCUCAAUGAGAAGCCUUAUUUCAAUGAGGCUGGAUAUGAUAAGCAGAUCGGAAGAGCCGAGGGAGAGAAAAACUCAGUAAGCUACAAUGAAAAUGCAUUCCUUGUCACCUGCAAGUCCAUGCUAUACCUACUUCGGAAGCCACCUAAGCACUUUGAAGCACUAGUGGAGGACCACUUCAAGCGACGCUCCCAACAUAUUCUAAUGGCUUGUAAGGCAUAUAUGGAAGGAGCACCAGUGGGGUGUGCCUUUGGAUGCGGAAAAACCGACAACGUCGAAAAUUUAACGGGGAAUUCUACCGGAUUCAAAAUCAUGCUUGCUAAGCUCUUGCCAAAGCUUGUCGAGGCAUUUGCCGACAGGGGCAUGGACUACAGCCAGUUUAUUGAGCCUGCAAAAUGAAUUUGCUACAAACUCCAGGGGCUAUAGAAUUGCCUUACCAAGACAUCACUAUCAUGUAUAUAAAUAUGUAUAAUACCAAUAUGUGCUUGGCAAAAGCUUGGCCAUGUUUCCCUAGUUAUGGUUGUUGUGUGUGCAGUGGAAACUGUCUGAAUAAGGCUUUGUGUUGUAUCUGUACUAUAUUGUGGUUUGCAGACUCUUUGAAGCUAUGAAAUAAGAAGCCAUGGUUGGACUGGUGUGUUUGAUAAAUUAUAAU